CCCGCUUCUUUUUUUCUCUGUCUAUCGUUCACGCAUUCAAUAUUCUCUUGUUCUUCUUUCUCGUUCGCCGCAUCCAACUCCAUGACUCUUCUCUUCAACUCGUGUGAGAUCUUACAAUAGAUCUUUAGGGACAGAGGACGGUCUCUUCACGAGAGAACCGUACCCACUUUCAUUCUAGGAUAUCGAAAACAUCGAAAUAGAAAAGCGAACCAGUUGAUCCACUGAUCAUCCCUCCUACGCCUCGAUUUGCCUCUUCUAUUGUUACUCUCGAAGCUUCUGCAGGUUUUUACUCUCAGAGCUCUUUAGGUUCUCAUCUAAUCUUGUGAGAGACUAACUAAAGUUGCGGCCCAUUAUUAAUUAUAAGAAAUUCUCAGUUACAUUGCCUCCUCUAUACACAGAGACUGUCUUUCCUCGCAAAAUCUGACCGCCGGCCGCUGUCGCUUGACUUGUGUUCCUUGAUCUUCUCCAGCCAUUCAAAGUCUUGAAUCUAGGGUAGUCACCUUCUAAGAUGAGUAUGAGCGAUGGCAAGGUUUGCUCUUUGGAUACAAGUGGAGAUGUCAGCGAACCCUUCAAGAUCCACUCGUAGUACUACUGGAAAGCAAAGUUGCUUUGGUUGCGAUCUUCCUGUUUGUUAAUUUGACCCAACAAGAUUUUAUGGUGGCCAGCAUAAAGCCUUCAUGUUCUUGUGCUCAUUCUCAUCAUUACAGCUCACUCUUCUUCUUGCAAAUUACAAAUGCUUAUUUUCUCUCAAAUUUCAUCCAAGAAACCAGGCUUUUUAUGGAUCGUAAAGAGACAAAAAUCCAGUGGAGGAAUGAGACCCAAGAAGAAGAUAUAUCACAGAGACCAUGAUCUUGACAGAGUAAUGGACCUUCAAAAGAAGCCAUUAUUGAUUCUACAACUCAAAUCCAUCAUCCUAUCCCAGAAGCACCAGUCUCUUCUUCUUAGGGACCUCGAAAAGGAAGUUGGGUUUGUUCAGAAAUGGAACUACAUGGCUACCAUUGAGAAAUACCCCUCAAUAUUCUUUUGUGGUGGUGGUAGUAAUAAGGCACCCCCUUUUGUUACACUCACUGAAAAAGCCAGAAAGAUUGCCAAUGAGGAAAAUGAAGCAAGGGAGUUAAUGGAACCCAUUUUGGUUAAAAAUCUGAGGAAGUUGUUAAUGAUGUCUGUUGAUUGUCGUGUACCAUUAGAAAAAAUUGAAUUUGUUAAAUACGAAUUGGGUUUGCCUCAAGACUUCAAGAAUUCAUUGAUUCCCAGGUUCCCAGAAUUCUUUUCUGUGAAAGACGUCAAUGGGAAAGCUCAUCUUGUGUUGGAGAAUUGGGAGUCUUCACUAGCGGUCACUGCUCGUGAGGAAAGGCUGUCACAGGAUGGGGUUUUGGAUUCUGUUCGAUCUAGAAUGAAGGUUUGGAUAAUGAAAGACGGUAAUUAUUUGGGUCAAUUUGCUUUUAAAAUGUGUUUUCCACCUAGUUUUAGACCUAAUAGGAGUUAUCUUGAGGAACUUCAGAGGUGGCAGAAGAUGGAAUUUCCUUCUCCAUACCUAAAUGCAAGAAGAUUCGAGUUUGCAGACCCAAAAGCACGAAAGCGUGUAGUGGCAGUGCUUCAUGAACUCCUCAGUCUGACUAUGGAGAAGAGGAUGACAUCUGCGCAACUGGAUGCAUUUUGCUCAGAGUAUAUGCUACCAACUAGAUUAUUGCUUUGUUUGAUAAAGCAUCAUGGCAUCUUUUACAUCACUAACAAAGGUGUGAGGAGUACAGUUUUCCUUAAAGAAGCAUAUGAUGGAUCAAAAUUAAUUGAUAAAUGUCCUUUAUUAGUUUUUAAUGAUAAGUUUAUUGCUCUUAGCGGUAGGAGAGAUAGCAACUUACAUCAUAAGAUGCCUUCUCCACAGCUUGUUACUUGAAACAGAAUUUUGGCAUUUUAAACAAAGAUUAAUAAAUAAUUACUGCACACUAUGUUUCCAGUGA
Molecule: messenger RNA, 1958 nt
Organism: Tripterygium wilfordii
Lineage: Eukaryota; Viridiplantae; Streptophyta; Magnoliopsida; Celastrales; Celastraceae
Product: protein WHAT'S THIS FACTOR 1 homolog, chloroplastic
Exons: 3
Coding region: 734-1894 (386 amino acids)
Molecular function (GO): RNA binding
Source: RefSeq, a predicted model, not a curated record